This is a messenger RNA of Rana temporaria (common frog), 2476 nucleotides long. RefSeq names its product fibroblast growth factor 13 (gene FGF13). Gene Ontology annotation, biological process: positive regulation of protein phosphorylation; positive regulation of cell population proliferation; regulation of cell migration. The transcript has 5 exons. The record is from RefSeq and is a predicted model, not a curated record. NCBI's taxonomy places the organism in Eukaryota, Metazoa, Chordata, Amphibia, Anura, Ranidae. Gene Ontology annotation, molecular function: fibroblast growth factor receptor binding; growth factor activity. Gene Ontology annotation, cellular component: cytoplasm. Bases 885 to 1622 code for a protein of 245 amino acids.
GAGGUGGCUCUUGAGAGCAAGUUCUCUUCAUCAACACACAGCUCAUCCUGACCUGCCAUGUCAAACCUCUGCAUAGAUAGGAAAGCCUGCAAUGUAAAUUCAUAUUAGACUCUAGCUAACAAAUGGAGCAACUCGGCUGCAAAUGCUUUUGUUGUACGCUAAAAGUAACCAGAUGUUAGCAGAUGACACACAAUAGAAGACUGGUCAGAGCUAUUCUGUAUUUCAUUGAAAAAAAAGGAGGGGAACAGACCAUCUGCAUCUCUCGCUCUCUCCCUCUCUCUCUCUCGCUCACACACAUACACAGUUACAAGUGGCUUCAGUGCAUGAAGACUGAGACUGCUGCCACUGCUGCAUUGAACACACCAGCUAUCUUGGAAUACGGAAAGACUAUUUUUUUUUUCUUUUUUCAUUUCCAAUGUAACUAGUGUGUCUAUGGAAACUAUGAUGCUUCAGCAAGGGAAACCAGACGUGAGCUGUGUCCAUGAUGCCAGAAUGGAACUGGAAAGAACAGACCAUUGUUUCACUGAGGUCAAGCCUAUACUGCAAUGUUGGUCAAUAUUUAUGUUUUAAAACUCUGCACAAUUAUCUCCAUUGGACAAAGAAGGGAGAAACACAGCAAAACCUGAAACCGAGGCUGAUGGUGCAAAGAGGUCUCAGGGUUGGACAAAGUUAUUUGUAAAGGAAAGAAGACAGUUAAAGUAUAUGCUCAGCAGAAGAUCCACAUUAUGUGACAGUAUUUAGAUGGCUCAUCAGUAGUGAUCUUAGUAAUGUAAGGUCAACUUUUUCGUCUCUGAGAAAAAAAAAAGGAUUGUCGUCCUAUCAGGUUGUGUAUCACGGUAUCUUUCAUUCGAAAAGACAAUUUUUGUUGUUGGUAAACAUUAGCCAUGGCUGCCGCGAUUGCCAGCUCCCUGAUUAGACAGAAGAGACAAGCUCGGGAAAGGGAAAAAUCCAAUGCUUGUAAAUGUGUUAGCAGCCCCAGCAAAAGCAAAGGAAACUGUGAAAAAAAUAAACUCAAUGUCUUCUCUCGGGUCAAACUGUUCGGUUCUAAAAAGAGGAGACGACGACGACCAGAACCUCAACUCAAAGGUAUAGUCACUAAACUGUACAGCAGGCAAGGCUUCCACUUGCAGCUUCAGGCAGAUGGCACAAUUGAUGGAACAAAGGAAGAGGAAAGCAGUUACACUUUGUUUAACCUCAUACCAGUUGGCCUACGAGUGGUGGCUAUUCAAGGCGUUCAAACAAAAUUAUACAUGGCAAUGAACAGUGAUGGGUACUUGUACACAUCAGAACAUUUUACACCUGAAUGCAAAUUCAAAGAGUCAGUAUUUGAAAACUAUUAUGUGACAUACUCCUCAAUGAUCUACAGACAGCAACAUUCGGGGAGGAGCUGGUUUUUGGGUCUCAACAAAGAAGGUGAAAUUAUGAAAGGCAACCAUGUAAAGAAAAACAAACCUGCAGCUCACUUCCUGCCCAAACCAUUGAAAGUGGCUAUGUACAAAGAACCUUCCCUUCAUGAUCUCACAGAGUUUUCCAGAUCUGGAAGUGGAACACCAACCAAAAGUAGAAGUGUUUCAGGAGUAUUAAAUGGUGGCAAAUCUAUGAGCCACAACGAAUCAACGUAGCCAGCUGCAGGCAAGACAAAGGCUACGGAGCACACAGAAAUGGAACCUUACCUCUGGAUGCUGUUGAAUUCUAACUAGCAGUCUUUCAUCCAAAUAUUCGAUUUUUCAGGACAAGCACCGAACUUGCAUAGGUCACUCACGUCAGCCAUUAGAUCAUGGGGUUUUAUGAGCGGAUUCCAUAAUCUUAGAAUGUGCUUUUUGCAAAUCAGAAGGCACCAAGAUAGCCAGCAAAACAUACAGUGGAAUAAACCAAGGAGAGGACAUAACCUGCUCUAUGUUUAUAUCACAUAUGCUUUGUGGGAAAAAAAAAACAUUUCACAGAACCUUAAAGCUGAUAAGAGUUUUGCUUUCCAACCAAGAAUAAAAGACCACUUUUGCUCUAUAAAGAAAAAUUUUACUGCUUAUAUGUUUUAUAGGGGGCGAGCAUAUAAAAAAUGUAAAACUUGUUGUUUUAUUGGCUUACAGUUUUAUAUAUAAGCUUGAUUACAUGUAUUAUUAAUUUGGAAAAGUGCAACACUUUGAUUUUCAACACAUACAGCUUUCUGAACCGGUUCCUCAAAGCUGGCUUUCGUUGCGAAAAUCAGGUCCGUUCUGAGGUCACCCCUCAGGCUCAAGUAAACAGUGUUCCUGUGACUUCUAACAUACUCACUUUUUAUAUAUCUUUGUAGUAUCCUGAUUAUAGAGUUAGCCCAUUAUGUAGACACAAGAUCGUAUCCCAUGCAGUUGACCCAUUACGGAUGCCAUAAUCCAUCUAUGUCGUUUUCUCUUAAUUCCAUUUUUUUGUGUAUGAUGUUCUCUAAAUGUUGUGGCUUCUUUUCUAACAAAAAAUAAACUGUGGAAUUAAGGUGAAAGUU